This is a messenger RNA of Ictalurus punctatus (channel catfish), 2076 nucleotides long. RefSeq names its product kelch domain containing 10 (gene klhdc10). The transcript is spliced from 10 exons. The record is from RefSeq and is a predicted model, not a curated record. Gene Ontology annotation, molecular function: protein binding. Gene Ontology annotation, biological process: positive regulation of stress-activated MAPK cascade. Lineage: Eukaryota; Metazoa; Chordata; Actinopteri; Siluriformes; Ictaluridae. Bases 168 to 1421 code for a protein of 417 amino acids.
AAUGAAGAAUAGUUUCUGCCUUCACAGUCAAGCCGCAGCGGAUGGAGCUACGUCCGUGAAGAAUAGGACGCGUUUUUGUUUAAAAUGCGUUGUUUUGCACGUAAAGAAAGUGCGUUUUUUGUUUUAACUACAAACUAUUCCAUGAUUUGAUUUCGUCCUUGCCAAAUAUGUCGGCCGUGGAGGAUGCACAGAGCCCGGAGCAGCUGAAUAAAUUUGAGAAACUGUCAGGGAGUCCUCCGUUCCGAGUGGCAGGCUCUAAGAAGAAAGCUCGCUGGCUUCAGGCUCGACGAAUCCUCGCUCAACCUUGCUCCAGCCUGCGGAUCCCUAACAGGUUUUUAAGAGAAGGUCUCAGAGCCCCCCCGGCACGGAGUGGACACCGCUGCGUCGCCGACAACACCAAUUUAUACGUGUUCGGUGGCUACAACCCGGAUUUCGAUGAGUCGGGCGGCUCGGAGAACGAGGAUUACCCUCUUUUCAGGGAGCUCUGGAGGUAUCACUUUGCAACAGGGACGUGGCAACAGAUCCGCACAGAGGGCUAUAUGCCUACAGAGUUGGCCUCCAUGUCAGCUGUUUUGCACGGUAACAACCUGCUUGUGUUUGGCGGCACUGGAAUCCCGUUUGGAGAAAACAACGGGAACGACGUUCACGUAUGCAACGUCAAAUACAAGAGGUGGUCGCUGCUGAACUGCAGAGGGAAGAAACCCAACCGAAUAUAUGGACAGGCAAUGGCCAUCAUAAAUGGCUUCCUGUAUGUGUUUGGAGGAACAACAGGCUACAUUUACAGCACAGAUCUGCACAGACUGGACCUCACCACACGCGAGUGGAUUCACCUCAAACCGUACAACCCUCCGGACGAACUGCCUGAGGAGCGAUACCGACAUGAGAUCGCACAUGAUGGACAGAGGAUAUACAUCCUAGGAGGAGGAACCUCUUGGACAUCCUACCCUUUAGACAAGAUUCAUGCAUACAAUCAUGAAACAAAUUGGUGGGAGGAGAUCACAACGAAGCCCCAUGAAAGAAUAGGAUACCCAGCUCCCAGGAGAUGUCAUAGUUGUGUCCAGAUAAAAAAUGAUGUAUUUAUAUGUGGAGGUUAUAACGGCGAGUUGAUCCUGGACGAUUUGUGGAAGAUCAACCUGCAGACGUUCCAGUGGACUAAACUACCUGCGGUGAUGCCCGAGCCGGCGUAUUUCCACUGUGCUGCUGUCACACCGGCCGGCUGUAUGUACAUCCACGGAGGCGUGGUGAACAUCCACGAGAACAAGAGGACUGGCUCUCUGUUUAAGAUCUGGCUGGUGGUACCGAGCCUGCUGGAGCUCUGCUGGGAAAAACUGCUCAAAUCUUUCCCUCAUCUGGCUCAGCUCUCGACAUUGCAGCUACUUAACCUGGGCCUAACACAGGAACUCAUCGAACGCUUAAAAUGAGGACUAGCGGCUGUCGCGCAAUCGAUUUUUGGAACCAGAGGACGGACGACACACUUGAGCCAGUGUCUGAAGAUAAGGAAUAUGUCCUUAUGAUGUAGCCUGCCUUAAAACCAAAAACAGUGGGAUGGCCGCUGCCUUUUUCUUCGUCGUCCUUUUUUUUUUUUUUUUUUUUAAUUAUUUAAAAAGAUCAAGUAGAAAGUGGUCUUUCAGGUUCUCCGUCUCGACUCUCCGUUACUUUGACCUACGCUGACUGCGGAUGGGAUGAACUCUGAUUGCCUUCGGAUACACGAGAGAUGCAGCUCAAGGAAGGUUUUUAUUUCUGCUGUAACUAAAGCUAAAGAAAGACAACGUCUCACUGAACAUGUGCAAUGCCAAACUGGAUUGUGUAGCAUAGCGGAUAAUUACUAUGCUGAUUAGGCUUACGUGAAAUAUUGUUUUGUUCAGCAAUCACACAAACACUGCUUUGAAAUCCAUCCUUUUUUCCCCUUUGGUUAAUUUAUUUCUACACACACAUCAUAUUGUCCUUGGGAAUUCCCUCGUAUUCCUUGUAUUUUCCGUUCAUUUGUCUCGUCUGAAUCUUUAUUCACUGUGAAUAAGGUGCUCUUUAAUUUACUUUUAAUGCUUUUAAUAAUAAUAAAACACUUUUUUUCUUCUU